AUGUCACUUUUAAGUAAGCAUACGCGAAGGUCUAGUGCUUUGAAAAAAUCUAAAUCCAAAUCUGAAGAUUUCGAAUAUACUGCACAAGAUUUGCCAUCUUUGCGUCGAAAGCGGACAAUUGCUAUUAAACGUUUAAAUAAAGCUUUAGAAAUCGGUCAAUUGGCUAGGAGUGAUCCCUCUCAACGCGACUUAUUUUUGUCUUAUCAUCAUGACAUUAAAACCAUAGCGGCGGCUUUUGAAGACGCACAUUUCGGUAUUUUAGAGAUUUUAGAUGAUGCUUCUGACUCGGAUGCUUGUUUACAGGAGCAAUUUGAUGACACGUAUUACGAAAUUGAUUCUAUUUAUCGCGGUUUAAUUCGAAGUGACGAUGAAAAGCAAUCGAAAAGCGUUUCAUCAUCGUUAAAUGUUCGGUUACCGAAAAUAACACUUCCUAGUUUUUCUGGUAACAUCAAGCAAUGGCCGGAGUAUUUUGAUACUUUUAACGCUUUAAUUCAUAAUUCUUCUUCACUUACUGAAACAGAAAAGUUUCACUAUUUGGUGUCCUCCCUUAGCGGCGACGCAUUAUCCGUAGUUAAAGCGUUUCCUUUAACUCAUGAACAUUACACUAGUGCGUACCAAGCCUUAUGCGCUCGAUAUAAAAACAAACGCGAUCUUGCUUUUACUUGUUGGCGCGAAAUCCUUAAUAUUGAAUUUAAGUGUAAGGAUGCUAAGGAAUUUCGUAAGUCUCUCGACACUUUUGAUGAGAACUUAAGUAUCUUGAAAACAAUUAAUUUACCGGUUCAAGACUGGGAUUUCAUCAUUGUGUAUCAUAUCUUAUCAAAACUUAAUACAGAAAUGCGUCGUAGCUUUGAAGAAAAACAUUCCGAUAUCGAGUUUCCGACUUAUAAUCAAUUAAAACUAUUUUUACAAUCUAAGUGUGAGGCUUUAAUGCGGGAUACACAUUUUUUGGAAUUACCAAAAUCGAAUAGUAAGCCUUUUCAAAACACAACUAAACGCCCCAGUGUGUCACACACCUUAGUUACUGCAAACAAUGAAUCGGUUACGUCUACAACUAAUAACAACAAACCUUCGUCUUAUACUAAAAGGUGUUCGUAUUGUAAUCAAUUGCAUUCUAUUUUAUCGUGUACCGAGUUUCUAAAAAAAUCGAUAGACGAACGUAUUAAAACUGCCGAAGAAAAGAAAUGGUGUUAUAACUGUUUAAAAUCUUCUCAUCAAUUAAAGAAUUGUAAUUCUUUAUUUUCGUGCCGUACAUGUAAACGUAAACAUCACAGCCUACUCCAUCGUGACAGUACCAAUAAGCCACAACAGAGUGUGAACUCAGCAGCCUUAUACUCGAGAUCUCCUUCAAGGUCUACCGUGCUGCUUGCAACUGCUAUCGUGCAGGUUCAGGAUGCUGAUGGAAAUAUGCAAUCUUUUCGAGCGCUUUUCGAUACUGGUAGCCAAAGUAACUUUAUAACAGAGUCGGCAGUUAGACGUUUGCAUUUAGUACCCAAUCGAACUUCGGCAAGUGUUUGCGGACUCGGAGAAGCUUCUGCUCCUAUUAGCGGAGACGUCACGUGUUGUAUAGGCACACAAAAUAAAAUAUAUUUCAAAUUAAAUAUGCACGUAAUUCCGAAAAUUUGUAGCGAUCAACCAAUAGCUGAACUAAAUUCAUGCCGAUGGUCUCACAUUCAAUCAUUAACUUUAGCGGAUCCCAGUUUCGAUAUUCCCGGACCGGUUGACAUAUUGUUAGCUGCUGAUGUUUUCGCCGAAUCGCUGUUAGGUCAGCAAAUCAAGGGUAGUCAAAAUCAACCUACCGCUUUUGAAUCGUUAUUCGGUUGGCUUCUCCUUGGGAAAACUUAUUUAAAUUCUAGUGCGGCUUUACUCACAUCUUCUUUAUCGUCCAAUAUCGAUACCGAUUUAAACUCAUUAGUGCAUCGAUUCUGGGAAUUAGACGACGUACCGAAAGCGACUUCAUUGACACCAGAAGAACAACUUUGUGAGCAAAAAUUUGUAGCAGAGCACUAUCGUGAUACUUCUGGUAGAUAUGUUGUCAAAUAUCCGUUUAAAGAUGAUUCUGAACCUAUCUUUAACGGCUCUCGCGAAGUGGCACUUCGACGGUUUUAUGCGAUUGAAAAAAGACUAUCAACAGAUCAUGAAUUAUCCUCUCAAUACUGCGAAUUCAUGGCUGACUAUAUCGAGUCUAAUCACAUGUCACUUGUGCCACUUGAUCAAAUGGGUACAGGUAAAUAUUACAUCCCACAUCAUUGUGUUUUACGUCCUGACUCGACUACGACUCGUCUUCGAGUUGUGUUUGACGCGUCUGCAAAGGAUCGUAACUCUAAAUCUUUCAACGAUUCUCAAUUAAUCGGUCCGAAGUUGCAACCUGACAUUUUCAAAAUUCUUUUACAUUUUCGGGAACAUCAAAUCGUAAUCAUGGCGGAUGUCCGCCAAAUGUAUCGGCAGAUUCUGAUUUCGCCUGAACACCGCGAGUAUCAACGUAUUCUCUGGAGAUCGUCGCCUCGCGAUGAUAUUCGAGAGUAUCGUUUGAAUACGGUUACUUAUGGUGUAGCCUCAUCUCCUUAUCUCGCUUGCCGUACGUUGCGACAGCUUGCUGACGACGAGGGGGAUGCAUUUCCACUGGCGAAACAGAUCGUACUCUCGAAUGUGUACGUCGAUGAUGUUGUCUGCGGCUUUGACGAUUUUAACGUUGCUCAGGAAGCAAAGACGCAACUUAUCAAACUUUUUAACUUAGGACAUUUUCAACUUCGUAAGUGGGUUAGUAAUGAUCCAAAGCUUUUAUCUGACUUACCCAUUGAACAUCACUUACAAGGUUCAAUAUCGCUUGACCACUCGGAACCAUCACCUCUAAAGGUUCUCGGUCUUCAGUGGGACCCUUUAUCGGAUUCAUUUCUCUUUUCGGUACAACCCACACAUCAAACUUGUACUAAACGUUCAAUCCUAAGCGAAUUUGCGCGAAUUUUUGAUCCUUUAGGCUUUCUUUCACCAAUCACAAUCCAAGCUAAGUGCUUGAUCCAAAAACUUUGGAUUCUCGGUGUGAAUUGGGAUGAAACGCCGCCCAUCGAAGUUGUCCAUUCAUGGGCUUCUUAUACGGAUCAACUUCCGAAGCUAGCUCAACUUCGUAUACCGCGCAAACUUACCUGCUCGAAGUCCACAUCAUACGAACUGCACGGAUUUUGCGACAGUUCUGAAGUCGCGUAUGGUGCUGUGAUAUAUUUACGUGCCACAGAUGAAGCUGGAAACAUUCAGGUCUUCUUUGUCUGUUCCAAAGCUCGAGUAGUUCCAUUGAAGCGAAUUCCACUACCGAGACUAGAGCUUUGUGCUGCAGUCCUGUUGGCUGAUUUAUAUAAGUAUGUUCAUGAUACGUACCUUGCGCACAUUUCAAUCGAUUCUGUCUUCUUGUGGUCAGAUGCUACUAUCAUUUUGUCCUGGCUACGCUCUCACUCGUCACGCUGGACUACUUUUGUAGCAAACCGCGUGAGUCAUAUCCAGGAAAUCACUCCACCAGAAUGCUGGCACCACGUUUCCUCCAAGGACAAUCCAGCUGAUAUUUGCUCUCGCGGACUUUUCCCCAGUGAAAUUCUGAAUAAUUCCUUAUGUGGGCGGGACCAGAUUGGCUUGCAAAGGAAAAGGAUUCAUGGCCGUUGCGUGUUGUAA
Melitaea cinxia (Glanville fritillary) is the source of this 3657-nucleotide messenger RNA. RefSeq lists its product as uncharacterized. NCBI's taxonomy places the organism in Eukaryota, Metazoa, Arthropoda, Insecta, Lepidoptera, Nymphalidae. The transcript has a single exon. The record is from RefSeq and is a predicted model, not a curated record. The coding region runs from base 1 to 3657 and encodes 1218 amino acids.